Nicrophorus vespilloides is the source of this 2055-nucleotide messenger RNA. RefSeq names its product ATP-dependent RNA helicase abstrakt (gene abs). Gene Ontology annotation, cellular component: spliceosomal complex. The record is from RefSeq and is a predicted model, not a curated record. Gene Ontology annotation, molecular function: RNA binding; zinc ion binding; RNA helicase activity. Gene Ontology annotation, biological process: mRNA splicing, via spliceosome. The transcript has 7 exons. Bases 124 to 2004 code for a protein of 626 amino acids. Lineage: Eukaryota; Metazoa; Arthropoda; Insecta; Coleoptera; Silphidae.
UCAGGUUAGAUUAGGUUAUGUUCAUGUGAAAUUUGUAAAUAAACAAACGGCGCUCGAUUCGUAUUGGUGUGCAGUGCAGUGUGCAAGUGAAACGAGUGAAACUACCACCAGCACGUUUAAAAGAUGAGCAAGGAAGCAGAGCCGCCUCCACUGAAGAGAUAUCGGAAAGAGGAAGAUAAGGAUGCGAGGGGACGAAACAACCACAGUGAUUCAGAUGACGAUGAAUACGUGCCGUACGUUCCUAUCAAGGAGAGGAAAAAGCAGCAGCUGGUCAAGCUAGGCAGAAUCGGACAGCUUAAGGAUGAUCAGAGUAAGCCAAAGUCGUCCAGCGAAAACGAGACGAACGACGAUGAGGACGAGGUGGAGGUGUGGGGCAGAAAGUACAACAUUUCGUUGCUAGAUCAGCACACGGAGCUGAAGAAAUUGGCUGAAGCGAAAAAGGUGAGUGCAGCAGAGAGACAGCUGCGAAAGGAGGAGGAGAUCCUGGAGAGCGUCGCAGAGAAGAAGGCACUGAUGGGUGUGUCCGAGCUGGCCAAGGGUAUCCAGUACAACGAUCCGAUUAAGACGAGCUGGAGGCCACCGAGAUUCGUGAACGAGAUGAGCGAGGAGAGACACGAACGUGUUAGACGUGAGCUGCGCAUCCUGGUCGAGGGGGAGAGCAUCCCGGCGCCUCUGACCACGUUCCGUCAGAUGAAACUGCAUGCGAGCAUCGUCGCCGCAUUGGAGGGACGCGGUAUCAAAAGUCCGACGCCGAUCCAGGUGCAGGGCAUCCCGACGGUGCUCGCAGGUCGCGAUCUGAUCGGUAUCGCCUUCACCGGUUCGGGGAAGACUCUCGUCUUCGUGCUGCCCAUAGUCAUGUUCUGCUUGGAGCAGGAGGUGAAACUGCCGUUCAUCAAGAACGAGGGUCCGUACGGCCUGAUCAUCUGUCCGUCCCGAGAACUCGCCAAGCAGACCUUCGACAUUAUCCAGGGUUUCUGCGCAGGACUUCGGAAGAACGGCAUGCCAGAGAUUCGCAGCUGCUUGGCAAUAGGCGGGGUGCCCGUCUCCGAGUGCAUCGAAAUAAUACAGAGGGGAGUUCACAUAAUGGUUGCAACGCCCGGUCGACUCAUGGACAUGCUCGAGAAGAAAACCGUUCGACUCGGUGUUUGCCGGUAUCUUUGCAUGGACGAGGCGGACAGGAUGAUCGACCUGGGCUUCGAGGAGGACGUCCGUACAAUCUUUUCCUAUUUCAAUGGUCAACGACAGACGCUUCUCUUUUCGGCGACGAUGCCGAAGAAGAUACAGAACUUUGCGCGUUCGGCGCUCGUGAAGCCGGUCACGAUCAACGUGGGACGGGCCGGUGCCGCCUCGAUGAACGUCGUCCAGGAGGUCGAGUACGUGAAGCAGGAGGCCAAGAUCGUGUACCUGCUCGAAUGUUUGCAAAAGACGCCGCCGCCGGUGCUCAUCUUCGCCGAGAAGAAGCAGGACGUGGACGCCAUCCACGAGUACCUGCUGCUCAAGGGCGUCGAGGCGGUCGCGAUUCACGGCGGCAAGGACCAGGAGGAACGUUCCAGAUCGGUGGAGGCAUUCCGGAAGCAGCAGAAGGACGUGCUCGUUGCGACGGACGUCGCCUCCAAGGGUCUCGAUUUCGCGGACGUGCAGCACGUCAUCAAUUACGAUAUGCCCGACGACGUGGAGAACUACGUGCACAGGAUCGGACGUACGGGCAGAUCCGGUAAGCAGGGCGUCGCGACGACGUUCAUCAACAAGGCGAACGACGAGUCCGUGCUGCUCGAUCUGAAGCAUCUGCUGAUCGAGGCCAAGCAGAAGGUGCCCCAAUUCCUGGCAGAUCUCUGCUCCGAGAACGAGAAGUACCUGAACCUGGGCGACGACAAAGGUUGCGCCUACUGCGGCGGUCUCGGCCAUCGCAUCACCGACUGCCCCAAACUGGAAGCGCUCCAAAACAAGCAGGCCUCGAACAUCGGAAGACGCGAUUACCUCGCCAACACCGCCGCAGACUAUUAACCCUUGCUCCUGUCGUUUCGAACAAUCAUUUAUUUGGAAAUACUACCACUA